Molecule: messenger RNA, 1445 nt
Organism: Egretta garzetta (little egret)
Lineage: Eukaryota; Metazoa; Chordata; Aves; Pelecaniformes; Ardeidae
Product: potassium voltage-gated channel subfamily A member 3
Exons: 1
Coding region: 35-1357 (440 amino acids)
Biological process (GO): protein homooligomerization; potassium ion transmembrane transport
Cellular component (GO): membrane; voltage-gated potassium channel complex
Molecular function (GO): delayed rectifier potassium channel activity
Source: RefSeq, a predicted model, not a curated record
CCCUGAGACGCUGCUGGGGGACCCACGCAAGAGGAUGCGCUACUUCGACCCCCUCCGCAACGAGUAUUUUUUUGACCGUAACCGUCCCAGCUUCGACGCCAUCCUCUACUACUACCAGUCGGGUGGGCGCAUCCGGCGACCCGUCAACGUCCCCAUCGAUAUAUUCUCCGAGGAGAUCCGCUUCUACCAGCUAGGGGAGGAGGCCAUGGAGAAGUUUCGGGAGGAUGAGGGUUUCAUUCGGGAGGAGCAGCGGCCACUCCCUGACAAGGAGUUUCAACGCCAAGUGUGGCUCCUCUUCGAGUACCCUGAGAGCUCUGGGCCGGCCCGAGGCAUUGCCAUAGUCUCUGUCCUGGUCAUCCUUAUCUCUAUUGUCAUCUUCUGUCUGGAGACCCUGCCUGAAUUCAGGGAUGACCACGACUAUGAGGGAACUGGGGGGACUUUUGGGACGGGUGGUGGCCCUCUCCCACCUGAUGUCUUCACCAACUCCUCGUCCUCAGCCUCUUCCAUGGUGUCGUCCUUCACCGACCCUUUCUUUGUGGUGGAGACUUUGUGCAUCAUCUGGUUCUCCUUCGAGCUGCUGGUCCGCUUCUUUGCCUGCCCCAGCAAGGCCACAUUCUCCAAGAACAUAAUGAACAUCAUUGACAUUGUGGCCAUCAUUCCCUAUUUCAUCACGCUGGGCACCGAGCUGGCUGAGAGGCAAGGCAAUGGCCAGCAAGCCAUGUCCUUAGCCAUCCUCAGAGUUAUCCGGCUGGUCAGGGUCUUCCGCAUCUUCAAGCUUUCCCGGCACUCCAAGGGGCUGCAGAUCCUGGGGCAGACCCUCAAGGCCAGCAUGCGGGAGCUGGGUUUGCUCAUCUUCUUCCUCUUCAUCGGUGUCAUCCUUUUCUCCAGCGCCGUCUACUUCGCAGAAGCCGAUGACCCCAGUUCAGGUUUCAGUAGCAUCCCUGAUGCCUUUUGGUGGGCGGUGGUGACCAUGACCACAGUGGGCUAUGGGGACAUGCACCCCAUCACCAUUGGGGGCAAGAUUGUGGGCUCUCUCUGUGCCAUCGCAGGGGUGCUAACCAUCGCUCUCCCCGUGCCCGUGAUAGUCUCCAAUUUCAACUAUUUCUACCACCGGGAGACGGAAGGUGAGGAGCAAGCCCAAUACAUGCACGUCGGGAGCUGCCAGCACCUCUCGUCCAGCGAGGAGAUGAGGAAGGCUCGCAGCAAUUCUACCCUCAGCAAGUCCGAGUACAUGGUGAUCGAGGAAGGGGGAAUCAACCACAGUGCAUUCAAACAGGCUGCCUUUAAGACAGGCAACUGCACAACCACAAACAAUCCCAACUGUGUGAGCAUCAAAAAGAUCUUUACGGAUGUUUAAAAAAACAAAACCAAACAAACGGCAACAAAAUCUGAGGAUGCGGUAAAAAAAACCAAUAAUAACAAUAAUAAUGCAAAGUGACUGUGUA